UCUUCGAUCUCACAACCCUCAUAGUUCAUCACGACGAAAAGAAACCCCUCCAUAUAUCGACACCAGAAAGGGAUCUAAUCUAGACAAGACCACCAGCAGCCAAAAACACGCCAUGGAUCUGCUUUCAAGUAUCCGCAAGACUGGUUCCAGAGGAGGCGUCAACUUUAGCUGGGAUGAAGUCGCAAGCUCUUCACAUCGCGAAAACUAUCUCGGCCACAGUCUCAAAGCACCUGUUGGACGCUGGCAAAAAGGUCGCGAUCUCAACUGGUACGCUAAAGCCGAAGACGACUCUGGAGAACCCAAUGAAGAUGGCGAGACCGAGGAGGAGCGUCGAGAGAGAGAACGAAAGGAGGAAUUGCGCAAAAUCAAGGAGGCUGAGGAGGACGCUAUCGCAAAAGCCCUGGGUUUGCCACCCCCUGUACGAAACUCUUCUGGUGCGAAUGCAGUAGAGGUUGAUCCCAGUAAACGAAAGGUUGGUUCGGAAAGCGGCCCUCCUGAGGAAGCUGGGAACGAAAAGAGGGAGAGCUCAAGACGCCAUGACGACACCGAGAGACGAGAACGACGAAGGCGUCGAAGUCACGAUCGGGGUCAUGAUCGCGAGCGCCGCCAUCGACGACACAGGAGGAGCCGAAGUCGAGACCGUGAUGGAGGCAGGGAACGAGAUGAGGAUGGACCAAGGCACAGACACAGAGAUAGGGAUGGUGAUAGGGAAAGUAGCCAUGGCCAUAGGCGUCACCGUGAGGCUCAUCGAAGAGGAGGUCCUGAGGAAGACGAACGACGACACAGGGAUAGGAGCAGGGAACGCCGCCGAUCGAGAUCGAGAGAUAGACGCAGACGUAGUGCCAGUCCUAGGCCUCAUCGUCGAGACUAAAGUCACAGCUUCUGGCCUUGAACUCAUUAGUCGAAUAUAAGAUACCCCUCCCAGAGAAAUCAAGGGAAAGCGUCAAGUCACCAUUUGUAUCCAUCUUGCGUCCAAAUCAAUGAGUCAAUUCUUUGCGCUUCCCAUAUAGAAGGAAGUUUGCAUACUUUUAAAGCUCUCUACCUGACCUAACGCCAUACCAAACCACUGUUGUUACACCCAUACUAUUACACGAUUAGGACUGGCUAAGGGGUUGGCCGUCCUUGGCCUUCUGAGCACCGUACUUCUCCAAUCGGAUAGACUGGAUAGCAAUGAAGCCAGUGCUGUCCAUGGGAGAAAAGGUGUCAAGGCUGUCCAUUGAAGCAUCCUCCUGGGAGUAGAGGCUGCUGGUCUCGCUGGAUCGUCCAAGGACGUAAACAUUGCCCUUGUACGCACGGAGGCGGACCUGACCGUUGAUACCCUUUUGAGCAGAAACGAUUGCCUCAUCGAGCCACUCACGCUCAGGGGAGAAGUACAUGCCAUUGUAAAGGCACUGGGACCACUCGAUAGUCACAAAUUGAUCUCGAAGCUUGCGGACCUUGGAGUCGAGGACAAGACCCUCGAGAUCGACGUGAGCAAGGCGGGCGAUGGUGAGACCAGGGGUGUCGUAGCAUCCUCGGCUCUUGAGCCCAAUCCAUCGGUUCUCGACACUGUUUAACUGUAAGCAUAGUGUUAUGCUACAAAUCAAUGGUGAAAGUGGACGUACAUGUCAAUUCGGCCGACGCCGUGGUCGUGACCAAUCUUGUUAAGCAGCUUGAACAGCUCUACCGAGUCGGUAGCCUCUUGGUCAGGGGUAGCAACCUUGACAGGGAGACCCUUCUCGAAGUACACGGUGAAGUCGAGAGGCUUGUCAGGAGCCUCAAGAGGAUCGACAGUCUGGGUCCAAAGGUCCUUAGGAGGAGUGUGAUCGGGGUCUUCGAGAAUACCAGCCUCGUACGAGCAAUGAACGAGGUUCUCGUCUUGGCUCCAAGGAGCCUUGGGGGUCGAUGAAACAGGGAUGUUGUUCUCGGCGGCGAACUUGAGGAGGUCCUGUCGACCCUGGAACUUCUCACAGAAUUCGGGGAGUCGCCAGGGGGCGAUGACCUUAAUGGAAGGGUUGCAAGCCUUGAAGGCGAGCUCGAAACGAACUUGACUAAGGGGCUCUGUCAGUGAUCUAUGAAUUAGAUUUUUUUCGUAAUGGAAAGUGUCAUACUCGUUCUGCGGCAUGUUAGCAGGUGGUUCUCAAAGUCUGACGGUUUUACUUACGCCUUUGCCUGUGCAGCCGUGGCUCAAAAGAUUGCAGUUGUACUUCUCAGCAACGCGGACCUGGGCGCGAGCGAUGACAGGUCGGGCCAGAGCAGUUCCAAGGAGGUAUCGGUCCUCAUAGAUGGCAUUGCACUGGAUUGCUCGGAAAACGAUCUGCUCGACGAACUCCUUCUGAAGGUUCUCGAUGAUCAUGCGCUCCGCGCCGAGAGCGAGGGCCUUCUUUUCGACAGCAUCGAAGUCCUCGACCUGACCAACAUCGGCGAGGAAGCACUAAAGAAUGUCAGAUUGAACCUGGAGAAGCAGCUGGAGGAGUUUCACAUACCACAACCUCAUAGCCCUCGAGAAUGAGCCAUUUUAAGAUAGUCGAGGUAUCGAGACCUUGGCUAAAUGUUAGCAAUAAAUCUCACAUUUAAUCACUCCAGGUGCAGU
Messenger RNA from Fusarium odoratissimum NRRL 54006, 2572 nucleotides. RefSeq lists its product as uncharacterized. The coding region runs from base 113 to 871 and encodes 252 amino acids. Lineage: Eukaryota; Fungi; Ascomycota; Sordariomycetes; Hypocreales; Nectriaceae. The transcript has a single exon. The record is from RefSeq and is a predicted model, not a curated record.